Messenger RNA from Haemonchus placei, 363 nucleotides. The record is from the annotation of a GenBank genome assembly. Lineage: Eukaryota; Metazoa; Nematoda; Chromadorea; Rhabditida; Trichostrongylidae.
AUGCAUUGUGAUCAAUCACCUAUCACGAUUCUACGUAGAAGAACGGCAUAUCAUGGAAAGUUCUCGAAUAUGACUGUGGUUGAUUUCCUGAAACGGUCCGGAGCACCUGGUGUAUGGGAAUUCAUGGAAUCAAUCACGCCCAAGAAUCCCGAUGGUAUUGAUGGAGUUCAUGUGAUAGCCCGAUUGAGGAGUCAGGGCCAAUUUUACUUCGUCUUCACUAAACAGUACAGAUUCCCUUCGAAUAGUUGGACGCUCGAAUUUCCUGGAGGUAUCCAAGAGGCAGAUGAAAGUUCAACAGAGGCUGGACUUCGUGAGCUUAGAGAGGAAACUGGAUAUACCGCAGCGAGGACUUUAUUCAGGUAA